Molecule: messenger RNA, 1542 nt
Organism: Polypterus senegalus (gray bichir)
Lineage: Eukaryota; Metazoa; Chordata; Cladistia; Polypteriformes; Polypteridae
Product: zinc finger BED domain-containing protein 4-like
Exons: 2
Coding region: 90-1103 (337 amino acids)
Source: RefSeq, a predicted model, not a curated record
UCUUACCGAAAACUGCAGGUAUAACACGGUCUUCAGUUCAAAAAACAAAUGACGCCAGACAAACAAAUGUCGAUGAGGAGCUGGCUAAAAUGAUACCUAGCGACUUUCAACCAUUUUCCAUUGUGGAGAACAGAGGAUUUACAACUUUUGUACAUGCCUUAAACCCCAUGUAUGUUCUCCCUAGCAGAAAAACUUUGUCCCAAACAAUUAUACCACACCUAUAUAACAAGGAACGUCCAUUAUGGCAAGACAGAGUCAAAAAAGCUUCAGCAGUUUGCCUUACAACUGACUGCUGGACAUCCAGAACAACAUGCUCAUACAUGUCUGUCACUUGUCACUUUACUGAAAACUUUAAGAUGACAUCCUGCCUUCUUGACUGUUUUGAGUGUGCUGAGAGACAUAACACAGAAAACCUAGCAGAGGAGCUACUAAGAGUGGCUCAAGAAUGGCAAGUAAAUGACAAAGUGGUGUGCUGUGUUACUGAUGAUGCAGCAAACAUAACAAAAGCCAUACAAAAUUUGCAGUGGACUCACAACCCAUGCCUUGCACACACAAUAAACCUGAUAGUUCAAGAUGCGCUGAAGGUGGUGAAACAAACUGUGGACAAGGUAAAGGCUAUUGUAGAGUUUUUCCAUGAAAGCACAAUUGCCACAGAGAAGCUGAAGUCUAUGCAACGCCAGAUGGGGAUGCCAGAGCUAAGGCCCAAACAAGAGUGUGCUACAGGAUGGAACUCAACAUUUUAUACGUUGAAACGCAUCCUCGAAUCAAAAGAUUCCAUCAUCUCCACCCUGGCUGCAAUCAAUGCUCCUGUUGAAACUUUAAGUCAAGAGGAAUGGGACAGAGUGAAAGAGGUCUGCAUCAUUCUGGAGCACUUUGAGGAGGUGACUGUGGAGAUAAGUGCAGAAAGCUAUGUCACAGCCUCCAAAAUGCUUAUUCUCUGCAAGGGUCUACAGCGGGUAACAGCCCACCAUCAACGGAGUGUAACAAUGGAUAAAAGUAAAGGAGCUGGCCACUGCUCUUUCUUCAUCCAUGGACAGAAAAUUUCUGAGGAUGGAGUACAACAGUGUGCUUUCAGAAACCACUGCUCUGGACACCAGGUUUAAAAAGGUAACAUUUAAUGACAACAGAGCUGUGGAUGAGGCAUUUCAAAGAAUAAGUGCAGCAGCAGCAAGAUGCAACCCCAGCAGCCUGUCUGCUCCUCCAUCAAAGGGGCAAGAGGAAGAAACUGGAGCAAGGGCGUGUUCACAGGAACCACAAGCUUCUGCUGUGUGGAGGCUCUUUGACGAAAGAGCAACAGGAGACACUGCAAGGAGAAAUCCCACAGCUGAUGCUAUGUUGGAGUUGAGGGCCUAUCUUGAGGAGCCCCUCAUCCAAAAAGCUGAAGACCCUGGUUAAGGUUAAGGUAGUGGUAGGAAGACUUUGCAUCGUCGCUACUUCAGUCCCUUCAGAAAGAGUCUUCUCAAAAACAGGACAAAUAAUCACGGAGAGGAGAAAUUGCAUCAGCCCAUCUAAGCUGAGGCAUCUGGCAUUUCUGAAUGCCAA